Molecule: messenger RNA, 1641 nt
Organism: Peronospora farinosa
Lineage: Eukaryota; Oomycota; Peronosporomycetes; Peronosporales; Peronosporaceae
Source: the annotation of a GenBank genome assembly
AUGCUACGUAACGUAUGGCUGCGCAAUAGCGCUUCCAUUCAACGACUACAAUUUACAACAACAUCUUCUCUAUCAAGAACGAAAGCCAUGGACCGUUUUCAAUCCAUAAACCAGUUUCAACAAUAUCCUCCUUUUCUUCCUAUGACCAUGUCAUUCGUAAAAUAUCAUGAAAAAUAUCAAACUUUAAAACCAUCCGCUCGCUGUACAGAAAAAUCCGUAGCAUUGGCAGGACGUGUGAUGGCGAUUCGUCAUGCUAGUAAAAAUCUCGUGUUUUUAGAUAUACAAAGUGAUGGUCAAACGGUACAAGUUUUAUCCGAGAUAAAACAUUUUCAAGGUUCAAGAAAUGAUACAAAAAAUGAGGAUCAAGAAAUAGUGAAAAAGGAGUUUCAAGCAAUUCAUGAAAGUCUUCGUCGUGGUGAUAUUAUUGGAGUCAAAGGGUUCCCGGGCAAGUCUGGGAAAGGAGAAUUGAGUAUCAUUUCAAGACAAUUACAAGUGCUUGCACCUUGUAUCCAGCCUUUUCCAAAUAGUAAAUACGGCAUUAAAGAACCGGAAAUUCGAUUCCGUAAAAAGUAUCUGGACUUGUUGACCAACCCGGACGUACGUCCAAUUUUCUUGACGCGUGCAAAGGUUAUUCGAGGAAUUCGGAGGUAUCUUGAAGACCGCAAUUUUAUUGAAGUUGAAACGCCGAUACUGUUUUCGGCUGCAGGUGGUGCAGCUGCUCAGCCGUUUGUGACCAACUCCCGGGCACUUGGUAACAAGCUGUAUCUACGCAUUGCACCAGAACUCUUUCUCAAGCAACUUGUGAUUGGUGGCUUUGACCGCGUUUUUGAGAUUGGUAAAGUCUUUCGAAAUGAAGGUAUUGAUGCCACUCAUAAUCCAGAGUUCACGAUGUGUGAGUUCUACCAAGCGUAUGCAGACUACAACACGCUAAUGGAAACAGCAGAAGAGAUGAUCUCGGGUAUUGCAAAGGACGUGACUGGAUCGUACAAGGUUCAGUACCCGAUGGAUAGGGUGACUGAAGAAGCUAUACAAGUCUCCGAGGACGAGCCGUCUAUAGUGGAGAUUGACUUUAUGCCACCUUUCAAGCGUCUUCCUGUUCUUGAGACACUCGAGACGUGUCUGGGCGAAAAGCUUCCAGACGUCAAUUCGCCAGACUCAAUACCGGCACUACUGAAGCUGUGCGAGCGGCAUAACGUAGAUUGCUCCAAACCGCACACUUGCGCUCGCCUAGUCGAUAAGCUCAUCGCGCACUUUAUCGAGCCCAUGUGCGUGAACCCAACGUUCAUAUAUAACCACCCAACAUGCAUGAGUCCGCUCGCCAAGGCGCAUCGAGAGAAGGAGGGUGUGACUGAGCGGUUUGAGCUAUUCGUGGCGGGCAAGGAGCUAUGCAAUGCGUACACGGAGCUAAACGACCCGUUCGACCAGCGCCAGCGGUUCGCAGCGCAACAAGCGGAUCAGCAGCGCGGUGACAGCGAGGCACAGAGCAAGGAUGACGAGUUCUGCACGGCGCUCGAAUACGGUCUGCCGCCGACGGGUGGUUUUGGCAUCGGUGUGGACCGAUUAGUCAUGCUGCUCUCGAGCAAACCUCACAUCCGCGAGGUCAUCCUGUUUCCUGCGAUGAAGCCCAAGCACGACACGUAA